Molecule: messenger RNA, 4082 nt
Organism: Geodia barretti
Lineage: Eukaryota; Metazoa; Porifera; Demospongiae; Tetractinellida; Geodiidae
Source: the annotation of a GenBank genome assembly
GACUGGCAGGACCUGGAAUUGACUGUGGACGGCUCCCUACUCUCAGGCAGUGGCAGCUUCGUAGAGAGCCUGAGUGAAGUGGUUACAAAUAAGCUGCGAAUGCUGGCCGAAUCGGCAAAUUCACGACGAGGAGUAGCUCAGAUGUCUCUUGAUCAGUCUGGAAAGAGGCUUCUUGCCGUUGAAGAUCAAUACAACGAGGCAGUUGCAAACGUGUCACUAGCUGAACAAAGGAGAAACUCGGCAAAUGAACGUGUUAAUGAAGCAACAAUGAGAUUGCAGCAAGUCGAACGGCAGUUCAAUGAUAGCCGAGAUGAGCUACAAGAACUGGUGGACAUUGACAAACGGUGCACGGAAGAGGUGUGUAGGGAUGUUUGCAUGCCUGGAGAAGUGUGCAGAAACUGCUCCAUGCCAACUUUCAUUGAAAAGACUGGAAAGUGUCCAAUCACAGUCAAAGAAGUCAGAAAUAUACGUGUUCCUCCGUUCUUUGUAACAAGAACCACGUGGAUAUUUGUGACUCAGUGCCGUCUUGAGAACAAGCAGGUGUGCAUUAAGGAAGACUGUCCAGUGGGUGUCGAUAAAGUAUGCUAUGGGAAAUGUGUUCCGGUGUUUGAAUCACGUCUUCCGGUGUACUACUGGAGAAUGGUAGAAGUGGACGUACCAUCAUUUGAAAAUUGCACUGUCCAAAUCUACAACUCUUCGGUUCCCAGUACAUGUUGUGAGAAUGUGACGUGUGCUGCGAGGGUACCAGAUCCCUCGUGUGUUAGAAACAAUGCAGACUGUAGAGCAAUGCGCCAGAGGGAAGCAGGUGAUGCACAGGGUGUCGGGGACGAGGCUAGGGAACUGUUUCAACAGUUGGUGGAAGCUCGAAGGAACCGCUCGUUGGCCCAAACUGCUAAGAGAAGAGCUGGUGUUGAAUACGAAAUUUACAAACAGAGGGUGGAUCAGUUGGCGAUGAGUUUGGAGAGACUUCAAAAAGCACGUGAUAACUCUGAAACGGUGUAUGACCGUACAUUGGAAGAAGUGGAACCAAUUCUGAGAAUAUAUGAAAGUGGCAAUGACAGUGGGUAUCAGAAUGUCUUCAGCAUCAAUGGUGUCACAUUCAAUACAAAAUUAACCAACAGUCCAACAUCCUUGGCCUUCAAUGUGGUGUUUCAGAAUCUGAUAGACAACAGUGGAACUGAGUACCGAGAAUCAUACCUGUACAUUUCAACACAAUCAGAAGCAGUCAACCUUGAAAGAAUGGCCGAUGGAAUAAUAGACACAGCAUUCAUUGGUGACUCCAAGCGAAGUACGUGGCUACAGACAAGGCUGAGGAGACAGACAACAACAGAUCUCACUCCGAGACAGAUCUUUGCCUCUCGCUGCACUCACAUCUCAAACACACAACUCUUCUUUGCCGAGAUCCAGGCCAGACUAACAGAGAUUCAAGAGAACAUUAACACCUCUCGUGAAGGAGCCGGUGGGCUCUCGGAGAGUCUGAGUGAGGACGGACCACAGGAGGACGAGGAGUUUGCGGCCUACCUGGACCUCAUUAGGGACUACGAAGACCUGUCGAUGGAGGCUCUGCGGGCACUGGAGAGCACCAUCUUCUCAGAGUGGCAGGCCAGCAUGGAGUUCCUGUACUCAGAGUCGGGCUCAGUUGGGGAGGUGGGCUGCGAUGGACUGGCCGACUGCCUCCAGACCUCCACUGACCAACUCCUGAACCUGAUAGACUUGACUCCAGACAGUCAACUGAGCCUAGAGUUCAUCUCUCUGAGACCAAGCUUUCCACUGGCCGCCAAGAGGUUGCUGGAGUUGGCUCUUCUCUCCAACGUUUCCAUCCAGGAAGGUCUGGCUAGGGUGGACCCUAUCAUCGAAAUCACAACGGCCUAUGCAACAGACAAUUACUGGUGUAACGAACCUCCAGUUAUGAUCACAGAGCCACCGCCCGAGGUGAACAUCUCUCUGGGGGCCACCCUGCGAUUAUCAUGCGAGGCAGAGUCAAACCUACCUCUGACAUACUACUGGAUGAGGGGUGGUAAUGUACUGCCACAGUUCACCACAAACGAGUUGGUCCUUGCUGCCGUGCAGCGACAGGACUCGGCCAACUACACCUGUGUGGCCAGCAACCCAGUGGGCACUGCCGAGUCUAUCGACACCAGUGUCACAGUCUAUGAGCUCCCGCAGUUCUAUCUCUCCCCAGAGUCUGUCGUCACCUACUUUGGUGACGGGAAUGGGGCCUGGUUUGCCUGCAACGCAUCGGCCUGGCCCUACCCUGGCUGGAGGUGGUACCAUCGCAGCUCUCCUGAGUCAGACUGGACAAUCGUCGAAGGAGAACUAACCAACGAACUACUUAUCGUGGAUCCCCAAGUAGAGGACGAGGGUAUGUAUGCUUGCGAGGCAUUCAACUAUCACGGCAGUGUUCGUUCCGAGCCAGUGACCCUGACACUUCUUCCGUUCACUGUGUCCCAGCAUCAGUUCCCUCUGGAGUUCUCCGUAUUCAUUUCCAAUGGAACCUGCACAGCAGAAGAUUUGUAUGACUCUCUCUACUCCUAAUAUCUGAGACUAUCGAUGGAGAAACGUCUACCAUCGAAGAUUUCAAUGUGGCAGAAGUGGAUUCAGAGAACUAUGACGUAUCCCUGAGUCUUGUGAGCCAAAACAUCACCACACCCUACCUUCACCUCUCGACGUUUGCCGAGAUUGCAAACUCUGCACUUCCUCAUGCAAGGAGCCUUCGGAAGAGUGUACAACUGAUCACUGAUCUUCUAAAUGGAGACACUGGGGGCCUCAUCUGUCCGGGGACUGGAUCUUCAGUUGUGGAAGACUCUCUGGUAGUGGGUAAGUUGAGGUACGUGUGUCCACCAGGACAGAGACUCAACUCCGACUACCUCCUCUGCUUGAGCUGCGAGCGAGGGCACUUCUCCUCUGAGAUCGAGCGUUCUCGGAUUGUAAAUGGAGUCAGUUUCAGUGAGAGUGUUCCAGUGUGUGAGAGAUGUCCACUCGACACUUAUGCCGAUGCUCUCGGGAGCAUCACAUGCAGCCAGUGUCCGAAGUACCACACUACCUCAUUACCUGGAGCUUCCUCAGUCAAUGACUGUCUGCCUCAGCCACUUGUGCUGGAGUGUGAGGCUAGGACCACCAGUGACCACAUUGACAUUGACUGCAAGACCAACAGACCUCCUCAGACCACUCUCUGCUCCUUCAAUGGUGGACUCAAACACCAGUGUUCCUACCCAGUGGCCAUCAAUAGAGAUGUGUCUCCUCUGGGGAGCCACACACUCACCAUCUUUGUUGAAGACGAUGAGGGAUUCCAGGCAGAGGAAACCGUCCCUUACUUCCUCGAGGAAGACUCCAAACCCACUGGUUAUCCUGUUCAUGUAGCUCAGACCUUGCUAUGCUAAUGCCCUCGUUUUCCUUUCCAGCCUCAGCUGCAGUUCCUCCACUGGAGGUGGCAUUCAUCAAGGACUCUCCUCUUGUCCAGGGAGACUCUGUAGAGGCCCACAUCCUUCUCUCACGACCUGUCCAGUCUCUGGUCUGCAGACUCAAGGGAGGAUCCUUCAGAACUGAGAAAAACUGCUCCGGUGGUUAUGUGGAGUUCUCUGGACUGAGUCCUGCUGUCUACACUCUGAGAGUAGUGGCCACCAACCGCAGACCUGACAAGGAGUUUAUCAGGUCUCGUUUCGAGAUCACAGACGAUAUGGAGCGCUGUACUCUCCACCUCAUCAAUGGUGGAGUGAGUGUGAGUGGAGACAGUGCCAUAGUAGAGUUCACUGGGAGGGGACCUGCCCACGGCUACUUCUGUUACCUGGACAAGAUGGAGCCCUACCAGUGCUCCAGUCCAGUGGUGGUGAGUGGGUUGAGUUCUGGGAGACAUGUCCUGAAGGUGGUACCCACUGGCUGUGGCAGGAACAGAAUGAACCUGAAAACUGACUUCAUCAUUGAGUGACAAACAAUUGUCAAUGUUCAUGUGAAACUGAAACGUUUUCUAUAUAGAUAGUUCUCAAACUAUGUUUGUGGAAACUCUAAUAUAAAUUUUUUUUUCAAGUUGUGACUCAAGCACACAUCAAUACAACUGUUCAAUGAAAUGAUCGUUGUAAACAAGU